Messenger RNA from Humulus lupulus (European hop), 2443 nucleotides. RefSeq names its product alkaline/neutral invertase E, chloroplastic-like. Gene Ontology annotation, molecular function: sucrose alpha-glucosidase activity; endo-alpha-N-acetylgalactosaminidase activity. Gene Ontology annotation, cellular component: chloroplast. Gene Ontology annotation, biological process: sucrose catabolic process. The record is from RefSeq and is a predicted model, not a curated record. The coding region runs from base 271 to 2226 and encodes 651 amino acids. Lineage: Eukaryota; Viridiplantae; Streptophyta; Magnoliopsida; Rosales; Cannabaceae. The transcript is spliced from 7 exons.
ACGUUUGCUUUUCUCUGCAAACACAACUUCCCUUCCCGUCGUAUUUAUUUGGUGGUCUAGUUCCCAACUUUGUUUGGCAGACGGGAAAAUAUUUUCUCUCUUUUGCUUCCCUACUUUCACUUGGUUGGAUUUUAUUUCAUUAAUUUUCCCGGGCCCUCUACAAAUUGUUUUGUAUUUCACAUUUGGGUCUGGAGCUGUUGGAUUCAUUGCAGGCUGUAAAGGCUGUAAGUUUGGUAGAAAUUAUUAAAUUCUGCUAAAAGCUUCAUCCUGAUGGGUUCUUCUGAAGCAGUGCUGCAAGUUUUUUCUGGUGCAGUACCUUGUCAUUUUUUUAGUUACUCAUGUUUAAGCAAAUUUGAUCCAAUUACUUCUUAUAAAUACCACAUAAACUGUAUAAAGAAAAAAGUGUCAAGAAAUAUGCAAUCACUGGUUUGUUCAACUAUGCUACAAAGCGGCCUUGGAACUUAUCCAUCUCAUGGGAUAGGGAGUGGUUCAUAUGGAAGCAUGACAAAACGUCGCUCAUGGCUUCAGAGAUGCAAGUGUCAACAAUCAGAAAGUGUUAGCGGGAUAAGUACAGAAGGUGUAAAUGGAGCGUGGUUUGUAGAUAGUGCAAAGAAAUUGGAUACAAUCAAUGGUAAGGUGAAUGGACCAAAUAUGUUAGAGUUUCAGAAUAUUCAACAACUGAAACAGGAAGAGGAGGUUUUGAAGUCUAAUGGUACUAAUGGGACAGUUAGAGAUGGCUAUCAUAAGACUAUUGUUGAUUCCAUUGAGGAUGAAGCAUGGGAUUUGCUACGAGAUUCUGUAGUUCAUUAUUGUAACAGUCCUAUUGGAACCAUUGCUGCCAAUGAUCCGACCAGUUCCAAUGUGUUGAAUUAUGAUCAGGUCUUCAUUCGUGACUUCAUACCUUCUGGAAUAGCCUUCUUACUGAAGGGGGAGUAUGAUAUUGUUCGAAACUUUAUCUUGCACACACUUCAAUUGCAGAGCUGGGAGAAAACAAUGGAUUGUCACAGCCCUGGUCAAGGUCUGAUGCCUGCUAGUUUUAAAGUUCGCACAGUUCCGUUGGAGGGUGAUGAAUCAGCAACAGAAGAGAUACUUGAUCCGGACUUUGGGGAGGCAGCAAUCGGCCGUGUUGCACCAGUUGAUUCUGGAUUAUGGUGGAUUAUAUUGCUGAGGGCAUAUGGAAAAUGUUCGGGUGAUCUUUCAGUUCAGGAGAGAAUUGAUGUACAGACAGGAAUUAAGAUGAUACUAAGGCUCUGUCUUGCUGAUGGUUUUGAUAUGUUCCCUACAUUAUUGGUGACAGAUGGUUCCUGCAUGAUAGAUCGCCGUAUGGGUAUACAUGGACAUCCUCUGGAAAUCCAGGCACUUUUCUAUUCAGCAUUACUUUGUGUGCGUGAGAUGCUUGCUCCAGACGAUGGAUCAGCUGAUCUUAUCCGAGCACUAAAUAAUCGUCUGAUAGCUUUGUCAUUUCACAUCAGAGAGUAUUACUGGGUUGACUUGAAAAAAUUGAAUGAAAUAUACCGUUAUAAAACUGAAGAAUACUCUUAUGACGCAGUCAAUAAGUUCAACAUUUACCCAGAUCAGAUUUCUCCUUGGCUGGUAGAGUGGAUGCCCAACAAAGGGGGUUAUUUAAUUGGAAACUUGCAACCAGCUCAUAUGGAUUUCCGAUUCUUUUCUUUAGGAAACUUGUGGUCCAUAGUAUCAAGUCUUUCUACAUCGGAUCAGUCCCAUGCCAUUUUGGAUCUUAUAGAAGCUAAAUGGGCAGAUUUGAUAGCUGACAUGCCUUUGAAGAUUUGUUAUCCUGCUCUAGAAGGUAUGGAGUGGCAGAUCAUAACGGGCAGUGAUCCGAAGAACACGCCUUGGUCCUACCACAAUGGAGGUUCCUGGCCAACCCUGCUAUGGCAGCUCACAGUCGCUUGCAUAAAGAUGAAUAGACCAGACAUUGCUGCAAAAGCUGUAGAAAUUGCUGAGAAACGGUUAUCACGAGACAAGUGGCCUGAAUAUUAUGACACCAAGAGAGCAAAGUUCAUUGGAAAACAAGCACAUCUGUAUCAAACUUGGUCCAUUGCUGGAUACCUUGUUUCAAAACUCUUGCUUGCUGACCCUAGUAAAGCUAAGAUGUUGAUAACUGAAGAGGAUUCUGAACUUGUUAAUGCAUUCUCUUGCAUUCUUAGUUCAAAUCCAAAAAGAAACCGUGGUCGAAAGAAUUCGAAACAGACCUACAUAAUUUGAGUUUCUACAACCAUUCAUUCACACUCAAUAAUAGGUAGUCAAGUGAUUUGUCAAUGUACAAGAUUGGGGUAAGUAUUCUCCUGAUUUAUUGUAAGAGGCUGUCUUUCUCUAUAUUUAUCUGGAUUGAUAUGCCGAUGUGUUACACAGGCUUAUUUUUGUAUACAAAUAUUUUAUUGUAAAGGAUAUGAAAAUUCUAAUCUCAAAGUAUAUGAUAGUA